CCGUGGGUACCUUGGAAUGAAACAUGAUAAGGUUAUUUUACAAUAAAACAAAGCAAAAUAUACUGUAGAUGUAUAAAAAAUGAUCAAGCAUACAGAAAAAGUGAAGGACGUGGGGACCACUUUGAUACAAUUUUACAUUAAAGAUGCUAAAAGUACGUCAAUGUAGUGUUUACUGUAAGUUCAAGACGCUAAAAGUACGUCAAUAUCCUGUUUAUUGUACAUUACAGAUGGAACAAUAUGAUGUUUAAUACGUGACAAAGUCACAAGUUAGUCAAUGUAUUUGUUGUUUUGCUGAGCUGGUAAACAAAACAAACAUACCGGCUGAUGUAUCCGCUUUCCUGGGAGCAGCGUUAUGACAUCACGUGACCUUCUACGUCAUCACGCUUGGCUUUAAAAAGAGCUUGGCGUGAGCUUCAGCGGGAAUAGUGAAGACAGUGAAUGCUAACAAGUUGAAGCUACUACACGCAUCCUGACUAGUAGAGCUCUUCCAAGGCCAUCGUUGUAAAGAAAAAGCUGCAAGGACAUCUGAGUGGUUCCACAAGUCCAAGCAGCGAGUGAAGCGUGGCCAUGCAGGGCGUGAGAAGGUACGUGACAGAAGGUGUGGUCCAGAUGAGCAUCCUGCUAAGCUUGUGUGCUCUGAGCGCGGACGCGGCGUUGAAGUCGUACCUGCCCACCUCCUGGCACCACGUGCUUCUGGGUCCAACCUCAGGCCCGACCCAGAUGCACACCCACCAUCUUUGCAAGCGGCUGGCGCUGAAGAAGAGUGCCCACCUCGAUGGCUUCUUCACAGCUGGGAGGCUUCUUCUGGGUUGGGUACCAUCACUGGACACGUCACAGAUACACACACGGCUUGGCCAGCAAGAACCAGGAUCAGAACCACAACAGUGGAGAGAUGCUACAGACGUACACGCCCACGCAGGCUCCUCAUUGGACGACACCACAGCUGCUCCUGAGGAAGACGAGGAUGAGCAAGAGGCGUCCUCCUCCUUUCAAGAGUGUCUGAAGCUGUUGGAGGAAACGUUUCCUUUCACAAAAGACCAGCAGUUGUGCAAUGAUGGUGGAAGAGGGGUAAACCUGGAGCAACAGCCCCCAGCUAGAGAGCUUUUGUUGUCCCCCAUGAUGCCCACCUGUAACUCCUCCUUGGAAGCGGAGCUGCAAUGGCAGGAUGUGCUGGCUGUCAUCCAACCUGAUGACAACCUGGAUGAAAUGGAUGAGCCACCAGUGCUGCCCCCAAACUCCAACCAUGUGAGAGCAAAGAAUCCAAAGGAGAUGCACCUGCAACAUAAACAAGGUUUGGAACGCCCACCUACCCAUUUCAGAGCAGAAUGUCCACGGCUUCCACUCACCUGCAUCGCGGAUCUCGAUGACUGCGGCUCAGCUUUUAGAGCAGAGGAAAUCUCAUUUGAAAUGUUCACACAAAGAACUUCCCCCAACGCUGGUCUGACUGAAGAACCUUCAGAAGGCGUCCGUGUGGGACUAAACGCCAUGAAGAGUACCGUCAGCACACAUCUGCUCACAGAACAUCUUGAAAAGUGGCAAAGUUCACCGUCUUUGUGGUGCUGGGAACACGAUGGUAACAUUCCAGGUCAGACUCCCAGCUCAGAGAGACAUUUCAUCAACCAGGACAUUCUCUGCUCUCCCUCAAAUGGCUUUCUUGGUGAAGAUGAGGAUGAGGAUGUUCUCCCCAGCCCAUUAGGUGACAUCCUUCAGGAUGCUGCCAUCAUGGAGCAGAUGACCUUGUUUGCCAUGGCUAUGGAGGAAACCUUCAGUCCUGAGAUGGCGGCUGGGGUAGAAAAUACCUCCCUUGGCCAGGAAGCAGGUCACUUAGGGCACGGUUCAGCCGUGAGGAAGGAGGGAGGUGAUGCAGCAGCAAAGGAACAGGGGGAACCCAAGAAUGAUCUCCAAGACUCUGACAAUGAAGCAGACUCAGAUUCUGGACUUUCUCUGGACUUCAGCCAUGGCCUUUCUUCUCCAUCUACAUCAGAAUCAUCUUAUUCUUCCUCCUCUGGUGCUUCCACUGUGAGAAGUCCCUCCUCCGAGGACAGGGAGGAAGAAGACGAGUUAUUGGCAUCACGUAUGGAAGUCGGGGUGACUAUAAAACAGGAAGAUCUGCAAGUGGAGGAGAUGGGAGAGGAACACUUUCUUCCCGUCUCUUGGGAUCACCAGUGUUUUAGUAGCUUGUCAUGGCUGGAGAACAUCCUCCACGAUCAUUCGUACAACAAGCCCUGGUCCAGGACGCCCUCCCCUUUCAUGUCCAGCAUGACCACCAAACACACGUCUCCACAACACAGCAGCGACAGGACUUCCAAGCGCUCCUCUUUCAGACACGCGUCUGAAACGGGGAUUAGGAACCGGGAUGAGAAGCGUGCACAAACCCAGAAGAUACCUUUCUCAAACGAGCUCAUUGUUCAUUUGCCAGUGGAGGAGUUCAAUGAGCUUUUGGAAAAUUACAGACUCAGCAAGGAGCAGCUCGCCCUGGUCAAGGACAUCAGACGGCGUGGAAAGAACAAGAUCGCUGCCCAGAACUGCCGCAGGAGGAAAAUGGAUACGUUGCUUGGUCUCGAGGAAGAGGUGUCACGAUUGAGGCGCCAUCGUUUAAGGUUGCGGAGGGAAAAUCAAGAAGCUCUGAGGAAGCUCCGGGAAAGCAAGCGUCACCUCACAGUGUUGUACCACAGCGUCUUUUCCAGGCUGAAGGACGAGGAGGGAAGGCCCCUUGAUGCUACGCAGCACGUGCUGUCUUUCCAGCCAAACGGCGUUCGAGUAGCAGCACGACAACAGGAGGCGGGGCUGGCAACGGCGAGUAAAACCACCAGCAGGAAACAAAGGAACAAAAAGAAAUGAAAAUGCCAAAUUAUGUGAUAUGUUUUCGUGAGAAGGGAUCAGUAGGACACGCUUUUCUGGAUUUUCAAUUUUUUUGUGAAGAAAUUGUCUGGCAGAUGUCAAAGUCCAGAGCUGGACCUCCGCUCAUCAAGCAGGAAAGUAUUCCAUCUUGUAGCACACCACACUUGGCUAGUGAGUGCACAGAGUGCUGCUGCACAGCUCUGCCCCGCCUCUCCCCACUUCAUUCAUUCACCUAUGGAACCAACACACAUGCACAGAGUGAACCCUCUUGUCAUCCAACACACAUGCACGUUGUCAAUAGAGCCAGCCUGGCAAAAUUAUAGAGUUCUUUUUUUAAUUUAUCCAUUAUUUUCUAUGCUGCUUCUCCUCAUUAGGGUCGUGGGGGUAUGCUGGAGCCUAUCCAGUGUGCCGUUGAUUGAUUUAUUAUCAUGGCAGGUCUAAAAGCUAGCUAUUAGCUUUGUUAGCAUUUCCACUUUGUUGCCAGUCUGUCUGUGGCUUAAAAAUAGUUUAAAAAGCAAAAACCACAAGCGGGUGUAAAAUGCCAAGCAUUUAAUGUCCAUUGGGUUUUUUCUAGUUGCUUUAUCCAUCUUUUGGGUGUGUCUAAUGUACGGCAAAACAAAACAACAUAUGCAUAGUUAGGAAAAUUAAAAACUUUAUUGCUGAAAACCUUCCCAUGUAGACACUGCAAAGACAUGCAACACAACAGAUGCCAGCUCAGUGACUGCAGAAAAGCUUUGAGACGAGACAAAAGCAGUCAGGAUGGACUACUGAGACGUAAUACUGAUAUACAAACACUAGCAAAUCAUAAUUGGGGAAAAAGUGAAUCAGUUCAGAGUGAACAGUCCAAAUGCUGGAACUUUUAAAAACACCUUUUUAGCAUUCCUGCUUGCUGUUACACUUGUCCACGGUCCCUAUUUCACUGGGAUAUGCUCAUGUCCCGUAUGGUAUGUACACUGACAACUCUACCACAAACACACGGGUGCACAACAACCCCCCAAUGACAUUUUGAAUGCAGUACAGUAUGUUGUUUGAGUCAUCGUGAUGUUUAUUGGAGCUUUAUCAAGCAGCAAAGCAAACAAAGCAGUGAGAUGCAAACAUUUGCAUGCAUUCAUCAGUGGAACCCGUUUACCUCGGACACGCCCAACACCGGCUGCUAACCAUUGAUGGCUCUUUUACUUGACUUUUGCCAGACUGAGAAUGUUGACGUUAGGCCCGUCCCUCUUACACCAGCUACAGUAUAAAACGGGCAAACGUGACGUUCUGAUUUUCGACGUAGACCGGCCACACAGGUUCUUUGUAAUGUCUAACAAUCGCUUAUGUUUUUUAGAUUGCAAUACAAGCUUACACACAGCAUACGUCUAACUCAUCUGUACGGCCAACGUGCGUUUUGCUGGUGUCAGAUUUGGGCAAAUUGUCCCUUUUUUUGUACGUCACACUCCUCCCCAGGUCGUGCAUCCCACAUAUGUAAUUAGUGUGUUGGGAUAUUUCAUACAUCCUCCAUACGUGUGGCGAUCUUAUCCUUCACGGUCACCACAACCAUGUGCUCCAUGAAUGAACAAAACCCAAGAUGGUAUGUCUGGUUUUGUUGACGUUUGUAUUUAGAUUCUUGUGUUUUCAUGAUCUAAACACAGCUGCUGUGUUCAUUUCGUAUCCUAUCCAUGCUUUUAUUGUGAAGCUUAGUUUGCCCGAAAUGGGACAUCCUGUGUGUAACUUGACAGUCGGGUUGUUUGGGUUUUUUACUAAUAAAUAUUAAGACCGACCAGGUCUUAAUACAUAAGCGGGAGCCACUGUAAACAACCUCACAUGACCCACUUUGUGUGUUGCGAUGGUUCAGCAUUAAGUGGAUCGCCAAUUCAAUGACCUUUUUAUUCACAAUCUUGCCAAAAAGACAUACCGAGUCAAUAAGUCGUGGGUGUCCAAAGUGGGUCCCUGGGGCCUUUAAAAAAACAAACAAAAAAAAACUGGCCCUUGGCCUACUGUAAAAUGCGAAUAUAUUGAUUAUUAAUGAUGAUUAGCUCUGUCAGCUAGAAGACAAAGCUAAGGUGGUGUUCAGCUACAUUGGAUGAAAUAAAUCCUCCACUUUUAUGGACGCUGGAAAGAGUUUGGACAGCCCUGCAGCGAGUGAAUCGUACGUACAUUCCACAGCUUGGCUACUUUAGCAUGCGCUCUAGUCCCCCCCCCCCCCCCCAUUUUGACACUUAUUUGUAUUUUCUACAGUGGCUUCAAAAGGCCUCUAAGUAUUAUUUGAGCCCAGUAUCAUAAAAACAAAAGAGUUGAAAGGCUGAGUAUAAAAGACAAUAUCAAUCACACACAGAUGAAAUUACAAAUGUUCAACCUGUUCUACUUACGCAAAACUGCACCAAAUGUUGGAAAAGAAAGUGAAUCCGAAGGAGGUACCCUUGGGCAAGGUACUGAGCCCCCCAUGGGUCGUCGUUAGGUGCCAAAGCGUGACUUCUAUACAAGUGAAAUGCUGUUUACGCUUUCAUCACGUGAACCAGCAGCAGAAUAAAUCAAGUGUAAUCUUUACCAACGUGCAAGUAUGUUUGUUUACUUUGCUGUAGCUGGGAAUAUUCAGCAUCAGCACACCCGACUGCUGUCAAAGACGUUGGGACACCGAGAGGACUUACAUUCAUCUUCAAAAAACGUUUUUAUUAGAUGAAACCAUUAACACGGGGCCUCUGCAGCCUUUCCCCCCCUAAACAACUACUGGAAAUUAAACAAGCUAAAAAUCUUCUACAGGAUGGGAAAUAAGUAUCCCCCACCCCCACCCCACCCCCAGUUUGGUUGUGUGUCCAUCAAACACACAAAAUGAGCCCUGUCGCUUUAAGAAGAACUUCUGAUCGCAUAAAUCUCAUAAAAGACACUCUUCCGUUCAAACCUCCCCCCCACCAAGGGCAAGACCCGAAACACCACAGCAGACCAGCACCAGACUGGAAUGGACUACAGGCUGAUAGAAUCACUCAAACAUGCAAAACAGAACAGUUUUGUAUUAGGAGUUUUUUUUAAAACAAACAUAUGACAAUUCUGGACUGUUUAGGGCUUUUGGGGUGGGGGGGUAUGAAAUACUUAUUUCCCCGACUGCAUGUUGAGAACCCAGCAGGUAAAUAUGAUUGUGUUUACAGCACAGUACACAGUAGAGUGAUGCUUCAAUGCAUGAUGUGACAAACAACAUGAGCUUUACGUUAAGGUUAAGUCAUAAAAACUGUCUGGAAUGACACCCCCCCCCCACACACACACAGAUGAAUACACAUUUGAGACAUUGUUACUGAGGACAUCACGGCCAAAGCGCCUGAUGAUGCCAAUCUACCACUAGAUGGUGAGAAACAACGCAGGGCAGAGGAACACACGCUCAGCUUCAACUUGGACUCCUGCAGCCAAUGUGAAAAAAUUGCAAAAAUACAUUUUCACACACACGACUCAUGUCAUGAGCUGAGCUUAGCACAAACGUCUGCGUGUACUCCACAGCACCCCACGCUCAACCACGUUGGAAAUGUAAAUCAAUUGAAGUUUGCUUAGUGAGCACACCUUUAACAAAAAUCAUUUUUGGUCAUAUUAAAAAAUAGGAGUAUCUUUUGAUAAACGCAUCCUCACAGAACAGGAAACCAAACGCUGGACGUCUAGCAGCGACGGUAGCAGUGAAACACCUCAUGCCUCCUGCUGCUACAGUGGCUGCUAGAGGGGACUAACCUCUAACAUCUACUGCCUGGACCACGUCUCUAGUCUUUCUUCUCCUCCUCCUUCUUCUCCUCUUCUUCUGUGGGAUAGGAGUGCCAGGUGAGUCGCUCCUCGUAGAAAGAGAUGACCACCUGGGGACAAAUGACGUUGGCUUCUUUGGCAGGGACGAGGUCGGCCUCGUCGGAGUUCUUCCUGUUAAUUGAAGAGAAAAGAGGAGGUGAGAGAGUGAGUCCACCAUUGUGUCAUCUCCACAUUUGUUCCACUGCAACACCUGAGUAGCUGAUCAAUAAGGUGACUGUCAAAUCACUUUCAUGACAUCAAGGCUAGAAAUGCAAAGCUCCUCCUGGCUGAUCCCAGGCCAGUUGAGUCUCUCCAACAUGUCCUGGGUCUUCCCCUACAGUACCCUGAACCCCUCCCCAGGGAGGCAUCCUGACCAGAUGCCCAAGCCACCUCACCUGGCUGCUCAAUGUGGAGGAGCAGCAGAUGACAGUGCUUCUCAUCUCUCAGGGACAGCCCAGCCACCCUUCAGAGAAAACCCAUCGAGUUAAGACUUGGAGGUGCCGAUUGUCAUCCCAGCAGCUUCACACUGGCGCGAAUCGAUGCAGUGAGAGCUGAAGCUCACAGCCUGAUGAAGCCAACAGGACCACAUCUUCUGCAAAAAGCAGAGACCCAAUCCUGCGGCCAGCAAACCGGAUCUCAGGAAUGCCCUGGCUGUGCCAAGAUUAAACCCCCUGAAGGCUUGUCCUCUCCACAACCCCUGACUAGACCUCACCAGGAAUGACAAGUGUGAUUCCACAAUGGUUGGAACACAUCCUCCAGUCCCCCUUCUUAAAAAGGUGGGCCACCACCCGGGUCUGCCAAUCCAGAGGCAUCAGCCCUGAUGUUCACGUGAUGCACAGGGUCGUGUCAGCCAAGACACAGCAUCUGGGGCUUUAAGGAACUCCAGGUGGAUCUCAUCCACCCUGGGGCCCUGCCACCGAGGAUCUUUUUGACCACCUCAACAACCUCAUCCCCAAGCCCACCAUGGAGUCCCCAGGCACCGCUUCCUCAUUGGAAGACGUGUGGCUGGGAUUGGGGAGGUCUGCCAAUGAUUCUUUCCACUGACCCACAACAUCUCCAGUCGAGGUCACGGUGUUGACAGUGUACUGCUUUCCCCUCCUGAAGGCAAACCGUGGUCCACAAUCUCUUCAAAGCUGUCUGGAAGUUCUACAUGGCUCUAAGCCGGGGGCCAACCCACCCUUGACCUUGGCAAGGUGGUGGUUCCAGAGCCCUUGCAUGCGUUGACGUUAGUCGAACUACAGCUGCUGGACUUUUAUCAACUGCAAAGAAAGUCUCACCAUUUCAUCAGGAACAUGAGUUCACCACUGGAGUCUGUUGCACCAAUAAUUCUUUCUGGUUGCAGGCCUCUUCUAAAGCCUCUGACCUUCUCACCCUGGAGACGAUAGAAGCAACAAAGACUUUUACCGUUGCGCUUCACACAGGAAGCAACCAUGAAAAACUACGAGGAGUGAAUAACUAAUUAGAACGACAUUAGAAAUAAUCACUGGUCAAUGAGUGUCUUACAUCCUCCUUCUUCCUCUUGCUCGCUUUCUCCUCAGGUGUUCCUGCAGCCUCAGCUGCUUUCCUCUUGCCCUCCUUCUUUUUCUCCUCCUUCUCUCUGUACUUUUGCAUGAACUCUGCAAUAAGGUCGGGGCAGUCCAAAUUCUCCUCUGGCUCCCACGUGUUGUCCUCACUGGGCAAACCAAACACGGAUUUAGUUACAAUCGUCUUUCAUGCAAAGUGAAGGCAUUUGGGAAAUAUCCGCGUGCUGUACAAGUGUGCCUUUCAAAGAACACAACAGUUUCUUCUGCAUAUAUUCAUCUUUCUACAACCAUUACUCACUUUGAGAAGCCCUUCCAUUUCAGCAAAAACUCCGCUUUGCCCUUCACCACUCUACGGUCCAACACCUUUUCUACCACAUACUCCUCCUCUUCCUCCUCCUCCUGCGAUGCUGUUGCUUCUGUAGCUGGUGCAGGCGCUUCAGGAACGACAGGCUGCUGCUGCUGCUCCUCCUCCUCCUCAUUGCCCUUUUUCACUGCGACAGCCGCCAGCUUGACGUGAAGAGGAAAAGCCUACAGCGGUACAAAUAAACAAGACAACAGUUUUAGUUAGCAUCUUUCAACAUAUCAACAUUUACAGCUUAUAGGGGGGGGGGGCAUAGCCAACUGAAGAGAAACUUAUAUGUUAUAUUAUAUUACACUACACUUGUUGCUCUCUUUUGUCCCUUUUGAGUGUUUUUCCUGGUAUACCAUCAUCCCUCACGGUUUCACUCUGUCUUUCAAAAAUAUAAUCAAUCACGCUGUUUUGUGGUUGAAUACGGCCAAUUUGUAGUAUUCAACCCUGGCCCCUAGGUGUCAGUAUUGUUACUGUAAUGUUUGGUGAGACAGCAGGCUUUUAUUGCUGGUUGGAAUGAUCACAACAACUCCUAAUAAAAAUCCAGAUUAAAAACACAGGCUACCCACCCCAACCUGAAACUCAACAGAACCCCUGACAACAUUUCCUGUCUGCCCCUCACUCAUCUCACCCAGAGAACACGUUUAUAGUAACGCACGUCUUGUUGAUGGCCCUUUUUCCUUUAUGGCUACUAUAUUAGGUAAUACGAGUGUGAAGGUGACUACAGGGGUGUAACUUCAUGUCUAGGGCUCUAAUAAUGUUUAAAACCCUAUAAACAGCGAUAAACGAGGUAUUACUAUAAUUUUUGUCUACAAUGUGCCCUGGGCCAAUAAAAAAACAACCAUGUGACGCACACGACCUCUGGGUCACACUUUGGACACCCCUGCUUUUAAAGCUCAUUGUCAGGGUUGAGCGCAUGAAGUGACACCAGCUGUGUCAGCAACCUACAACUCUCGUAGACCAUUGGGCUCGUUAGCUUCCUUCGCUGUGAGCAAACAGUAGUAAUUAAAGAGAGAUGGGGAGUGUUGUUGCAGCUAAAACUACCCUGACGUCACACACCCAAAACAAUUGUAGCCUGUUACACCUGUGCCUGUUAGGCACUCAGUAAUAAUUCAAUCAAUAACAAUCAAUGCAAACAGUCAUUGUAAAAUCUACUUGUAAUACAUAUUUAUGCACUAAGCUAACAAGUUAAUAAAACAUUAUCCUAUGCCACAAUUAUUCAAGUGUAUUGUAGCUGUAGCCUGUUAGCUUGCUACAAUUA
Molecule: messenger RNA, 9709 nt
Organism: Dunckerocampus dactyliophorus (ringed pipefish)
Lineage: Eukaryota; Metazoa; Chordata; Actinopteri; Syngnathiformes; Syngnathidae
Product: endoplasmic reticulum membrane sensor NFE2L1-like
Exons: 8
Coding region: 568-2841 (757 amino acids)
Biological process (GO): regulation of transcription by RNA polymerase II
Cellular component (GO): nucleus
Molecular function (GO): DNA-binding transcription factor activity, RNA polymerase II-specific; RNA polymerase II cis-regulatory region sequence-specific DNA binding
Source: RefSeq, a predicted model, not a curated record